AUGAACCCCAAAGAUCUCCGUAGAACCCCGGGAGCGAAGAGGAGAGCGUUUGACUUUGCUAUAUCCAUUGGGGUCAUGACCAGCAUCAAGAAGACGCUGAACAACGCGCCACGGGUUUCGCUGUGUUGCGUGGUGGACCGGGCAGUCAAUCUGGUGGUUGUUCAGCAGUACCUCUUUCGGGGCCGGCCGACCGUUGUCGUCGUCAAGAAAUCUGCUAUCGACUUUGUUGUGGAUGUCCCAUGCAUAGCACUGCACUGGAGCCGCAAGCCCAUAGUGGCACGAAACGCUUUGCGCAGCUAUGAGCAGGUGACCUUGUCCGAGUGUUCUGUAUUUACUCAGCCGUUCUUCAACUUUAGCCCCGUCCUCCGCUCCGCGUUCGUGCCUUUCGCUCGAAUCGCACAUUCUUUGUUGAAUCGCAUCGAAAAUAAGGCGGACUUUGUGAAAGCAUCCCAAAGCGGCUACGGUCGCUUCGAGCAGCUCUUCAUGCCCGGACUAUUGACCCUGGGUUUGCAUAGCAACGACUGA
Molecule: messenger RNA, 525 nt
Organism: Colletotrichum orchidophilum
Lineage: Eukaryota; Fungi; Ascomycota; Sordariomycetes; Glomerellales; Glomerellaceae
Exons: 3
Coding region: 1-525 (174 amino acids)
Source: RefSeq, a predicted model, not a curated record